AUGAAUCUCCAAUCACUCUUGGAAAUCGAUCAAGUAACCUUAUCCGCUCAACGCAAGCAAUUCCUAGAGUUUCAUUUGGAGACCUCCAACCCAGAAGAAAGAUUUUAUUCCUUUUAUAAUCGUGUUGGAUUAAAAGCUCUCCAGGCACAUCUCGAUGCCCUCAACGAUUUAGAAAAAAAAACCCUUUGA
Molecule: messenger RNA, 189 nt
Organism: Puccinia triticina
Lineage: Eukaryota; Fungi; Basidiomycota; Pucciniomycetes; Pucciniales; Pucciniaceae
Exons: 2
Coding region: 1-189 (62 amino acids)
Source: RefSeq, a predicted model, not a curated record